This is a messenger RNA of Peronospora matthiolae, 1005 nucleotides long. The record is from the annotation of a GenBank genome assembly. Lineage: Eukaryota; Oomycota; Peronosporomycetes; Peronosporales; Peronosporaceae.
AUGUCAGCGUCAAUUCGGCUAUCACGAGACGACGGCAAGCGAAUGCCACUGUCGCUGUCAUCUGAGAUCGGCGAGCAGCUGCAAAUGGCUACGUUGAAGUCAGCAACGGCUGCGUUACUGGCCAGCGAUGAUGCAAUAACGGUGCACUACACGGACUCCGACGGUGACGCCGUGACAGUUGCUAGUGAUGCGGAUGUGAAGGAACUGGUUGACUACAUGGUUGAAGAGGGGCUGGAGCGAGUUACGGUGCUGGUCGCGCGGGUUGGAUCUGCGUCAAAGAAUGCGGCACCGAAGCAUCUGCUGAGCAUCGUGAAGGCGACAAAAGAUAUGGACGCCAAGAAAUCUAUGCCAAAGGACCUGCUCGCGGCACUGCAAGGUGAAGAGGUCACAAAGGUCGCAGAAGACUUGUGUGCUUGUGACGAGUUUAUGCACUUGGUGGACGUCGUGGAGACGGCCCGUGUUGUGUCUCGCUGCCCAGCGUUCAAGCCUUUGCUGGUGCAAGGUGUCAAACAGUGUAUAACAAGCCUUGUCCGCCUGGGCAAUGAAAGGGCGGCUGUUGAUAGGCUAAAAUUGCCUAAAGCCAGCAGUGGCUCUGGCGAAGAAGAUCAGAUGGUUGAUUUUCGAGACAUACCGGUGCAUUGUGGAAUCAUGUGCGAUGGUUGCCAGCAAGUGCCAAUCUUGGGUGUUCGCUGCCAGUCUCUCGAAGAGCCGAAUUUUGAUGUCUGUGGAGACUGUGAAGCCGGUGGCAAAUGGGUGAGCCGCGAACCGUUUAUCAAGAUCAAGGAUUCGUCGCGCGCGCCAACAUCCAAAUGUACCUCUGGAAUUGCGGUUCACCGACGUGUUAAGUGCGACGGAUGUGGUAUGGGUCCGAUUGUGGGCAUACGCUACAAAUCGACGGUAGUCCGUGAUAUUGACUUUUGCGAAGCUUGCAAGGCGAGCGGUAGGUGGACAAAGAUGUUCGCACCGUUUAUCGAGAUCAGAAGGCCGGUAGAUUGUACGCGUUGA